Messenger RNA from Pocillopora damicornis (cauliflower coral), 844 nucleotides. Its product is annotated as PEST proteolytic signal-containing nuclear protein. The record is from RefSeq and is a predicted model, not a curated record. Gene Ontology annotation, cellular component: nucleus. Lineage: Eukaryota; Metazoa; Cnidaria; Anthozoa; Scleractinia; Pocilloporidae. Gene Ontology annotation, biological process: proteasome-mediated ubiquitin-dependent protein catabolic process; protein ubiquitination.
UUGGCAGCCUGGCCUCCGCAUCUGCGAGGCCACCAAGUAAGAUGGCGGAAGAAGUCCAAAACACUGGUGAUUCCAAGCUUUUGGUAGAGAAGGAUGAAAGUGAAGGCCACACCACGCUAAAGGUCCCUUCUUCGGGUGAGAAAAGAAAGCUUUCCGAGACUUCUGCAACUCCCAAAUUCACCGUCAAACCAAAAAUCUCGAUGAAUAUUUCCGGUUCUCAGCAGAAGAAGACAAUUGGAGUCAGCUUAAAACUGGGAUCUGAUCCAAAAAAACAAAAGACAGAACCAGCAUUGGUCGAAAAGAAGGGGUCUGUCGCAUCUGCAUUUAAUGAAGAGAGUGAUGAUGAAGAAGAGAUGCCGGCAGAAGCUAAAAUGAGAAUGAGGAAUAUAGGGAGAAACACUCCCACAUCAGCAGGGCCUAAUUCUUAUAACAAAGGAAAUAAAGGAUUUACAGAUCAUCGGAAAGCAGGCGAAAAGAGUUUUAAACUAGAACACCCAUCAAAGUCCAAGGAGGCAAAACAAUGAAACGUGAUGUUAUACUUCAGCACACUUCUUUCCAUAUAACUUACCUUGGCCAAUAUGAGGUUUGCCUUCUAUUGGUUCCUUGCUUCAGUUUCACAAGUGAAACUCCAUUCAUUAACUGGUGCAAGGUUGGGUUUAUUCGAUCGUUAAUUUUUUCUAGCGGAAGACAUAGGCACGUAGAAUAACCAUUGGUGUCAAAGCUGAGGGGUAAUGCUUUGACGGUGUCACGUCUUGAAAUGAGACAACACUAAACAGUAACCACAUUUGUUGGAAAGAAAAAGACGACAACAGAAACUGUUUGUAAUUAAAAAGUUAAACAUUGA